Molecule: messenger RNA, 1186 nt
Organism: Capra hircus (goat)
Lineage: Eukaryota; Metazoa; Chordata; Mammalia; Artiodactyla; Bovidae
Product: basic salivary proline-rich protein 2-like
Exons: 2
Coding region: 25-606 (193 amino acids)
Source: RefSeq, a predicted model, not a curated record
GGAGGGCGGGGGGCGGGAGUGAGGAUGGGCGGGAGUGGGGGCGCCGGGCCGCCGCCUCCGGUUCAGCUGCAGCGCGGCGCAGCCGGGACCACGCCUGGCCGCAUCCCCCGUACCGUUACGCUCAGAGCCCGGCCCUGUCAACGCCGCCCCCGCUCGCCACCAGCCGGGGCUAGAGGGAGGGCACCUGAAAAUAGACCCUUGCGUCUGCCCACUCCGCAACCACCCCCGCGCAGCGGCCCCCGGCUGGAGGGAAGAGGUGGCGGAGGGAGAAACGAGGAAUCGGCCCCGAUACGUCCGGGGAUGAGGCUAGGCGGCCGCGGGUUGCACCGCGGCUGUGCAGCCACCUCACUGAGAAGACCGCCGACCCCCGCCCCGCACCGCCGGCGUACUCAGAAGCACUGGGGACCUGGCUCCCCGCGCCGCCCCCGCCCAGGUUCUGCAGCUUCCCUGCCCCCACGCCGGUCCCCGGGCGUAGGGCAGCGGCGGGGCAGCGGCGUCCUCCCGGCCUGGGCCCGCGCCCCUCCUCCCACCGCCCCGGAGCCAGCCCGGGAGGCAGCCCCAGUUCUGCCUGGCCUGAUGAAGAGCGAUGGUGACGAACCUGGGUGAUGGAAGGAGGACGGUUGUUGCUCGGCGAAGUCAACAUCUUCGUCCUUCAUGAGUGAUUUUUCACCCUUUCCCUCGCGGUAGCUGUAAUAGACCCCACAAGUGGUUCGUGCAACUCUUGCCUCCCUCGCCUAACGCCCCAACGCUCACUUUAGCCUGGUUCGGGUGCCCCUUCCCGAGGCGCUCCCGGGGAGUGGGGGCGGCCCCGGUGCACUGGCGACCCCGCGAUGGCGGGAGGGCUGAGUUCUCCCCUUACCCACAUACCGUGAGACUGACACCGGACGUUUCCUCGAGAUUUCGGCGAGUGUGCGAGCAGGUUCUCAACCAGUUUGCUCACCCUGCCAAUCCCUCAGGCUAUGUAGAAAUUCUGGAACCGCCACUAUUGAAGAGAAAAGAUGGUGUCAUCACCAGGACCACAAAUAGAAACGCUCUUCAGAAAACAGUCUGGAGAAACUGACUUUCUGCCUGCUCUGUAAGUGCCCAAGGCGGCAGUGUAGCCUUCCGAGGGAAGAUGUCUUUCUCCGUUGUUUGUUUUUAAAGCCUUAAGGCUUUUCUCCUGAAGAUAUGACCCUCAAACCCUAAA